Osmerus eperlanus (European smelt) is the source of this 4828-nucleotide messenger RNA. RefSeq names its product LIM and SH3 domain protein 1-like. Gene Ontology annotation, molecular function: actin filament binding. Gene Ontology annotation, cellular component: focal adhesion. The record is from RefSeq and is a predicted model, not a curated record. Lineage: Eukaryota; Metazoa; Chordata; Actinopteri; Osmeriformes; Osmeridae. The coding region runs from base 201 to 890 and encodes 229 amino acids. The transcript has 7 exons.
AAUCGUUCAAGCAGAAGCAGUUUGAAAAUCUCUCCUCCCCUCCACGCCGCGUAGGCUAUAUUUAAACCAUGAACGUGCAAAGAACCGUGCGCUCUGGGCUGCAAUUUCGAAUUUGAGGAAUUACCUGGCGGGGCUUUGGGAAUAGGCUACAUCGGCAAACCACUUGUGUGAAUACAUUUGUAGAAGAAAACCAUUCCAACAUGAAUCCGUUAUGUGGAAGAUGCAAUAAAGCCGUUUACCCCACGGAAAAACUGAAUUGCUUGGAUAAGUAUUGGCAUAAAGGGUGCUUCAACUGUGAGGUGUGCAAGAUGACCCUAAACAUGAAGAAUUACCAAGGCUUUGACAAGAAACCAUAUUGCAGUAUGCACUACCCGAAGACCUCCUUCACAAUAGUGACUGACACCCCGGAGAACCUUCGCCUCAAAGAACAGAGCAAGAUGAACAGCCUGGCAAUUUACAAAGAGGAGUUUGAGAAGAACAAGGGGAAGGGCUUCAGCGUGGUCUCUGACACUCCUGAGAUGCAGAGAGUGAAGAAAACUCAAGACCAGAUUAGCAACAUUAAGUACCAUGAGGAUUUUGAGAAAAGCAGAAUUCGAAGUGAUGCGCCUCCCCCUGAGAAUACCAUGCAAGAAAAUGUACAGCAGUCACCAGCUAACCCGCUGAGCUACAGCCAUCAGGCUGAGCCAGUGCGUGCUGUACCGCCACCUAGUGGAGAGAAGCGCUUCCGGGCAGUUUACAGCUACACAGCCACUGAUGCAGAUGAGGUGUCCCUCCAGGAAGGUGACCUGGUCGUAGACGUGCAGCAUAUUGACGAGGGUUGGAUGUAUGGCCGCAUUGAACGCACAGGUCAACAAGGAAUGCUCCCUGCCAAUUACGUCCAACCGCUCUGAAACCUGAGCGUUGGGCCUUGCUCUGUAGUGUGAAACGUUACAAAACAUAGAAAUUAAAUGUGCUGUGUCGAACAGUUAUGACCAUAAAGUGUAGGGAACCUGUUUAAUUCUACAAAGUGUGUGUCUAUCUGCUAUGCUGUAAAUGCUUCACAUUACAAAAAUAGACCUAGCAGAACAGAUGAAAUAAAGAACAAGGAGAAUUGGGAGGGUGGUAAGAAAAGGAGAGAAAAUGACAACCAAAAUGUAAUUAGAUGUAAUGUUUACAUUGCAUUAAAUGUAAUGUAAUUGUAAUUUUAGGGAAGAUUGGUUCAGGGUAGAUGCAAUGUUGUAUUCACAUGCCUCUCAAGUCAUUUCAUGUAUGUUUAUUUGAUUUCAGAAUGGACAAUUCACAUUAAUUAACAUGCACUUAACUCAUGGAAAUGUACCAGAUUUAGCCAUACAGGCUCAUUUUCAUCUGCAUUCCCUGGCAAGUUGAUGUUAUACAAAAACAAUGAAGAAGGAAAAAAAACAUAGAAGAUCACAUAUGUACAUAGGUACACACAAACCACAUAAGCACAGACAAAUAGUAAAACAAUGACAUAACCACUACUAUUUUGACAGCAUGUAUGAUUGUCCAUUAACCACUGUUAUGGAUUUGGAGAAAGAGUUGAGAGAUGUGUAAUGUUCCAGGUUUGUGCAUUUCAGUAGGAAGAAAAUGACUGCUGAAAGGUACUUUCAGCAGUCAUGGUAUUUGGUAUUUUACAAUCCCUUCUGGUAGAUGAGUUUUAAUUUAGUUUGAUUAAUUAAUUUAGCAGACCCAGACCAUAACACAUUUUAUUCAAGUAAAAUAUCGGCAAAUUUGACAUUUAGUUAAGUUUACACUGAUGAUGAAUUUCAGUUUCAAUAUGAUAGAAAUUCUUACUGCUUUUUAAUUUUAGCCUUUGCUUACCAACAAAUACCAGCACUCGCACUUGUAGCUAUAAAAUACAUUGCUUCCUUUAUAUGUGGGCACAGCAGAGAGGCGAUUGCCAUAUGUAGGCAUUUCCCCACAAUCUGAUAUUGCUUCCAUUUGCAUUUAUUAUACCUGUUUUAAAAUCUGGUAUGAUGAUGACUACACAACCAUGUAGGUAUCAUAAUAAUAACACAUGCAUGGACAAGUACACAUUUAGGCUUUGCGAUUAAUAAUCAAAUAUAUCCUGAAAAGUGGUUGACCAAUACCUAAGAACAGUACAACAUUAGCAUUUCGAUUGAUAAUAUGCAAACAGUAUGUUGAACAGUAAAUGGCCAAUCCACGAUGCCAUAUUACAUUUACAUUUAGUCAUUUAGCAGACGCGCUUAUCCAGAGCGACUUACAGUAAGUACAGGGACAUUCCCCCGAGGCAAGUAGGGUGAAGUGCCUUGCCCAAGGACACAACGUCAGUUUGCAUGACCGGGAAUCGAACUGGCAACCUUCGGAUUACCAGCCCGAUUCCCUAACCGCUCAGCCACCUGACUCCCAUAUUAAAAUCUCGUAAGUAAACUGCUGAAUAUUUUAUGUAUUGAGUGUGAAAUAGAUUCCUUUGCCAAACCAAAAUUGAAAAUGUUCAACUUCUAUUACAGCAGCAGCAACUUAUAUUUGGCAAUAAAUCAAUGUAACUAGUUAGCAUUGUUGAACAAGGAAAAUAUGUUUGUUUAAAGUAUGUUUAUGCUACAAAAUACCAAAGAUCAAACACUUUCACCAAACUUUUUUUUCAACAAACAAUCCUGAUUUCUGUUAUGUGAUGUGAAAAGAGUAUUCACAUAAUAAUUAGUAUUACUUAAAUAUGCUUUUAACGAUAUUAUAGUGGUAGAUCUCUUCCGUUUGUUGUCUGACAGAAUUUUGAGUUAAAAAAUAAAAGGGUUCGAUUUUGAUUACAAAUUAUAAAUAAAAACAUGGCACAAAAGUGAAUAAUUGUAGGAAACAGCCUUUGUCUGAGUAAACCUAUAUGAUGUCAAACUAAAAUUGAGUCCAGCUGUGUUUUAUCCUUGGGACAGUUACUUGAAAAGGUUACUUUUUUGUUCACGGUUGUCAGGAGUUUUGGUGGCAGCCAUGUUAUUUGUUCUUGCACAAGCUCUGCGUUUUGUCCUAAGCAGUCCUGACAUAAUCUGGAAACAGAAGUCACAUUGAGGAUGAUAAUAUGGGGACUAUUUCUGACAAAGGUAAACUUUACAUUGGUUUCCAAUUCCCAAAAUAUUUAAUGGGAAAUAUGUACAUGUCAUGAUGUUUCUAUAUUAUCUGCUUUAGUAAAACCGUAAAAUAUACCUACUCUUCAUAAUUUACACUGGCCAAUUUGAGGAAUGUCAUCUUGUUUGCUGCUUCAAAUUAUGAGUCUCUAUGACUUAGAACCAUAUCUAAGUCAUAUCUUAAAGUAACAUAAGAAACUGAGACCUAAAGUUGGUAGUCGGCAAAUAUGUAAAAUGUUGGCGUACAAAAAAAGGUUUAGAGAAAAUCUCUUUCUUUAAGCUCCUUAACACACGUCAUCUAGUCACUGGUUUGAAUAGGAUCAAAACAGUAUUAGUUUAGUUAUAAAUACCACAUGUUACAACAGCCUCUAAACUUUGUUUCACCCCCUUAUCAUUUGUGAAUUUAUGGUUGGACAAGCACACAUACACAUAAAAACAAGGCUAAUCCAGUAUUAUGUAUGUAAAUUUACAUCUGAAAUACAAAUGUAAUGCAAUUUUAUAUACUAUAUAUAAAUAUACAUAUAUCUGUGUGUAUAUGUGUGUGCACAUAUAAUGUAUGCAGAAUGUUCCUUUCAGCCUGCAUGUGCUGCCAUCCUUUUAGGUUUGCAUAGGAUAUCUGAUUAAAUUAAUGCCCAAUUUGAUGUUUACAUUCAAGUUAAUAUUUCAUGCCACAUAUUACUUUUUCACCAAAGUAUCAAACAAGCUGAAGUAAUUCUAAAUUAGUCUCAACCACUUGAGGAAAGACACAGGGUGAAAAUGAUUUGCUUUCUCCAAGUAUAGGUGGUUUCCCUUUGCAACACAAAUACAAAAAAGUACUUGACAUAGAAAGUGGCAGUGAGGAGAAGCUUGCAAAAAAUUCAAAUAACUAUAAUUGCAGUUGUAACAUAAGGAGUACAGUAAGCUAUCAAUACACACACUGAAAUAGUACAGUCAUGUUAGGAUUCAUCUGCAGGACUAGCAGUUAAGUGGUGUAAUUCAGAAAUACAUUCGUUUUCACUUGGGUACAAGCAGUCUUACCUGAGGAGGGGGUAUGGUUGGUUCUGGAACACAAGAAUGUCUUUGCAGUGGUUUUGCAACGGGGACCUUAGGAUAGUGAUCUUUAGACACAAGGUUGAAUGAAUAACUAAUAAAACACUAUACUCUCAAGUUCCAACUCGUAUGUUUUAGGCUAUUCAUCAGGGAAAUGUGUGCAUAUUACAACGAGUAAACAGGGUCCCUUGAAAUCACCUUAACUACAAAUGAGCUGUUCUUAUGUCUUAUACAACUGGUAUAAGAUGAGAAUUAUUAUACUCAGCAUAUUCCAGCCAAAACACUAUUCUGGGGGCUUUUCUUGUGUUGAGAAAUGAGCAAAAGACAACUUUCCUUUUAUGAAGGGUAUUUGCUCCACCCCAAAACAUUUUGAACGUCUUGAAGGUAUUUUUUUUUUUACCUGCUGUUUUUAUAUUUCUGCUUAAGUAAAAUAGACAAUUUACCUAUUCUUCAAAAGUUACACUUGCCAAUUUUAGGAACGUCUUGUUUGCUGCUUCAAAUUACAAGGCUCAUACACCACAAAGUGUGCCACAAACUUAAAGUAAUGUUACAAACUGAGAACUGAUGUUGCAAGUCAGCAUUCAAAAGGAAAACUACUUUUCAAACUCCAGUGACAGUUUAUAUUUCAGAUGAUAUCUGUGCUUGACUAAACUUCUAUCAUACUAUUACUCCUAGUAUGGAUGUUUAAAUAACAACUACGCUACUGUAGCUGUAACUUAAUAUUAAUU